This is a messenger RNA of Haplochromis burtoni (Burton's mouthbrooder), 2279 nucleotides long. RefSeq names its product synaptic vesicle 2-related protein. The transcript is spliced from 16 exons. The record is from RefSeq and is a predicted model, not a curated record. NCBI's taxonomy places the organism in Eukaryota, Metazoa, Chordata, Actinopteri, Cichliformes, Cichlidae. Gene Ontology annotation, cellular component: membrane. The coding region runs from base 76 to 1710 and encodes 544 amino acids. Gene Ontology annotation, molecular function: transmembrane transporter activity. Gene Ontology annotation, biological process: transmembrane transport.
GACUGCUCCAGCAGGUUUGUCCGCAAAUCACCUGUGCGCUAUGAGCUGGAACUCACAGCUCUCCGUGACGACAAAAUGGACAACUGGCCCAAAACAGCUAAGAUCUCUUACAAGCGCUGGAGAAACUCUGAACAGUGGGGUGAUGCAGAUUUUGUGGGUCAAACUGAUGAGGACCAGGGCACAGACGCUGAGAUUUGCACCAUAGCUUCAAAUUUUGACGCAGAGGCUACGCAGUCUUCAUCCGCCUCUGGGUCUAAUAAACCCGAAGAAACCUUUACAGUGGAUGAUGCAUUGGAGGCAAUCGGAUUUGGAAAGUUUCAGUGGAAAAUCUCUUUCCUCACUGGACUGUCAUGGGUAGCAGAUGCCAUGGAGAUGAUGAUCCUCAGCAUCUUGGGGCCCCAGCUGCACUGUGAGUGGAGGCUCCCCAGCUAUAAAGUGGCACUCAUAACAUCGGUGGUUUUUAUCGGGAUGGGGAUCAGUUCACCGAUUUGGGGAAAUGUCGCCGACAAGUACGGCAGAAAAGUAGGUCUGAAAGUUUGUAUGUGCUGGACUUUGUACUACGGCCUGCUGAGUGCCUUUGCUCCAGCGUAUGGCUGGCUCUUGUUCCUGCGCGGCCUUGUGGGCUUUGGUAUUGGAGGAGCUCCUCAGUCGGUCACGCUGUACUCAGAAUUCCUUCCCAUGAAGGCGAGAGGCAUCUGCAUUAUGCUGAUUGCGGCAUUCUGGGCAAUUGGUGCUGUGUUUGAGGUCCUCCUGGCCUUGAUGGUAAUGCCUGAUCUGGGUUGGAGGUGGCUGCUCGGCUUAUCCACAGUACCAUUGGCAAUCUUUGUUUGCUUCUGCUUUUGGUUGCCGGAGAGUCCUCGUUUUGAUGUGCUGUCGGGAAGACGAGAAAAAGCCAUGGCAACCUUAACGCGCAUUGCUAAAGAGAAUGGGAAGACCCUGCCUCAAGGCAGGCUGAUCGCUUAUAAUCAGAAUAAACGUGGACGGUUCAAAGAUCUCUUUGCUCCUCAGUACUGGAAGACCACGCUGCUCCUGUGGUUUAUAUGGUUUUCCAAUGCCUUCUCCUAUUACGGGAUUAUCCUGCUGACAACUGAGCUGUUCCAAGCUGGAGAUUUGUGCGCGAUGACCCAAGGAGCCAAGAUUGAGCCAGACUGCAGUCUUGAAUGUAGAUAUUUAACGUCAGCCGACUACAAAGACCUUUUAUGGACGACCUUGGCUGAGUUCCCAGGUUUUUUAGUCGUCCUUCUACUAGUGGACUAUAUCGGCAGGAAGAAAAGCAUGGCACUGUGUUUCCUCAUGUUUUCCUUGUGUAUUCUACCAUUAUACGCUUGCAUUGGGAGGAUAGCCCUUACCAUCUUCAUCUUCAUUGCCAGAGCCUUCAUCUCUGGUGGAUACCAAGUUGUUUUUGUUUACACACCAGAAGUGUUCCCUACAGAAAACAGAGCUUUAGCAAUGGGAACGUCAAGUGCCAUGGCCAGGUUGGGUGCCCUGAUUACACCCUUUGUGGCACAGGUGUUGCUCAGGACGUCUGUGUAUUUGACUCUGUCGGUGUAUUGCAGCUGCUCUCUGCUGGCUGGCGUUGCAUCUUGGCUCCUGCCCAUCGAGACAUUGGGAAGGAAUCUGCAGGAGUCCAGUCUCGACCAGGAGACUGCAGGGCAGACGACCUCCACCACCAGAGAGUCAGAUAAUACAACGGGCUCAGCGGACCAGUGACGGAUGAGGCAGGAAUAUAAUAAAAAAGAAAGUGUAAAACCUGUUCUCCCACCUUCCGGUCUCCUGCAGUUACGUUGGUUGUGAGUUUAUGGGUAGACUCAUCUGCGCAACGAUGGGUGAAGAACAGCAGGGGGGACUCUCGUUACAGACGGGGAGUGACAAUUGAGGCUUGGCCUAAUGAGAGCGGAAGAACACUUGUUGGACUGGUUUGUUUACUCAGUCUUCCACUCAGGCCAUAAGAGGCAACAGAGGGACAUUCUGGAAAUAUUAAUGGCUUGUCCCCAUGCUGCCGAUACAGGAGGUCUAUGGCUUUACUCAGUGUGGGUUCAUAUUUGCUCUUUGUAUUUAUUUGUGUGUAAAGUAGAAUGUAAAAGGAUGCUUUCUUCCUCACAAGUUCUAGUUGCUCACAGGUGUGAUCUUUAUAAAAGAUUAAUUAUUUAAAGGAGGCACAUUGAGCAAAUUUAAAAACGUGUAUGUCAGCAGUCUUAGAUAUAGGAUUGUCUUUAAAAAAUAAUAAUUAAAUCGGCAGUGAAAAUAAUCGUGUUGCAACUCUAAUUAGUUAACAAUUA